Messenger RNA from Athalia rosae (coleseed sawfly), 2130 nucleotides. RefSeq names its product tectonic-1. The transcript has 5 exons. NCBI's taxonomy places the organism in Eukaryota, Metazoa, Arthropoda, Insecta, Hymenoptera, Athaliidae. Gene Ontology annotation, cellular component: ciliary transition zone. The record is from RefSeq and is a predicted model, not a curated record. Bases 1 to 2001 code for a protein of 666 amino acids. Gene Ontology annotation, biological process: cilium assembly.
AUGUGGUUGAAAAUCAUAUUCUUGUUAUAUUGUGCUACUGCAAUUAAGGCGCAAAGUACAGAAACCAACUUGGACAAAAGCUCAAUCCUCUGCUUUAAUGACACUGAUUGUGAACUAUCAGAAAGUACAAAUGACACUACUCAAGAAACUACACCAAUACCCAAAACUGUUGAAACUGUUUUUAUUAAAAAUGAAGGUGAAACUGAAUUACCAAAGAGGGCAACUCCCUCAAACCCUGUUACACCUGCAACAAGUUUAGCAAUUAGUAAGCCUCAAAGUCAGAAUGGAAUUUGUGAUUGUGAUUUGACGAUUUCAUCUUGCGACGUUAACUGCUGUUGCGAUACAGAUUGUAAUGAACUGGACAUGCAGGUAUUUUCUGCUUGUAAAGAUAACCAUCCAAAACUAUACGACACACGAUACUGUUACGACAACAAUUAUAUCCAGUACAAUCAUACACGCUAUUUGCUUGAAAAGCUCAGCGACAACUUGUUUUGUAUUGUGUAUGAUAAUCUUCCUCCAGUUUACAGCACAGAUUAUGAGCCUAUUAUUUCUAAAAAAAGUUCCCUUGACGAAAUUGUCAGCAAUAGUAAAAAAAGUAGGUUCAACUGGGACCACAAAGUUACAUACACACCGUCCAUUCAAUUUGAUUCCGACAAACCCUACCGAAAUGGAGAUAUUAUUUGGAAGAUGCAAAACAGCUUCAUAAAAACCUUAGAGUUGCCACAGUCAGGAUUCACAGGAAUUUGUACCUUCAAAAAAGCUUUGAGGUAUCUUGAAGAUUCGAAACAUUCAUGCAUGCAGAUUUCUUUGGAAAAUACCAACACACAGUUAUUUGCAAAAGCAUAUAACAAUUUCACAAUUAUUGCUUCGCCAGUAUUGUAUGGCAACUCAAAUUUCACCACAAAUAAUAAGAGCUGUCCAAGAGAGAUUUGUGUCCCAGUUCAGCCCCAUUACUGUCUCGGUUUGUUGAGCUCAUGUGAAAACACGAGUUUGCCAAUUGGAAAAUGCAACAAUGGGAUCUGCAAUAACAUUGUGAAGAAGGUUCGAUAUGUUAUAAGUCACACCGGCAUAAAAGGGAUUGAUAGUAUAGAUGUUUACCUCGAAUUUGCGAACGCCUCCCAAAACUUCUAUCAAUAUUUUGAUGUGGAAUAUAAGUGGCUGAGAGAUGAUCAAUCUGAAGUUUUUCACCUGAGUGGAAACCCGGGCUAUAAUCUAGGAAAACCAAUCAUCAUAGGGAGUUUGAUAACAAAUAAAACGAAUGCGGGAGAUUAUAGUUAUGUGCAAGUCAACAGGAAUGAACACCAUCUAUCAUUGCCACUGGGAAAAAAGGGUGGCCAGUGUCACAAUCAUGAUCGAUACGUAGUGAAUUUUGGGGAGAAUUUAAAGCUCAACUGCAGAAUGGAACUUCAAACUCGUAAUUUUACCGUAAAUUCGUGUGUCGACUUGCAAAUGGAAGUUAUUGACAUUUUAUUGAAAGGCAUUGGAUCAAAAGUGACCGAAAUUGAACACGGAAUUCAUGUAGCCAAGUGGAAUUACCACUACUAUAACAGUACAGAUGAUUGGGUGAAAAUUCUCCUUGACAGAAUACCACAAAAUGUUGUUACAGGUCAGAUAAUUGAUGAUCAGUUAAUGUGUUCCGGCUUAGUUACUGCUUUGAGGAUUGAUGUUGUGUAUCGUCAUCUGCCUGAUCCAAAGACCGUGGAUAAUUACAAAAUUUUAGGUGUUGCCAUAACAUUUUCCGAAGACUCAGACAUUUACUGGGACAAAUGUGAGACUGAAAAUUGUAUAGAUACGUUGGCAGUGAAUGUUGUGAGUUACGUAAUGUUCCACGAUGUUUCGCAGCCAUCUAAAUACUUUUUUGCAGAGGGUCCAAACUUAGAUAUUUCCUUGCCUCAUGAUUUUUUUUAUCCUUUCAUCAAUGAUGCUUCGAACAACAAUGAAUCCCACCUAAUAGUAUUAUGCACCAGUGUUGCCAUGCUUAUUGUUAGGAUUAUAUUGUAAUUUGCACCCUCCAGCACUUCUAGUCUAUAAUUUAAGUCGUAAAAAAACUAAAGAUUUAAAAGUUCUUAAUAUAAGGUAGUAAUUGUUUCUCUAUUUAUUUACAUGAAUUGAAGAUUAUAUUCAUACUAU